AUGGACAUUACUGCGCUCACCCCUUGGGAUGGACUUGGCGAUGCAGAUCCUGUGGAUGCAGUUGUUCGCAAAGAAAGGGAUGAAGAUGAGGGUAUGGGCAAUGAAGAGGAGGAUGAGGAUGAAGGGAGUGGUGAAGGCACAGGAGAUGUCAUCGAUUUCAUAGGGGACGACUCGGUGGACUGGACGUCAAUGCCAAUGAACAUCGACGGCAUUGAAGCACAAGGUUUAUCCCAUCUCCUCAUACCUAUCACUUCAGCUGCGUUAUCUUCCUCUUCGACAAGCAUCAUCACUCCAAUAUCCCAUAUCACACCACAGCAUGGCAUUUUACCACGAAGUGCGCAUCUUGCACCCUUCUCCACCAGACGCACAUGCUACUACACAAUUGUUUCUGCCAGGGCGCAUAUCGUAGCCACCGGACUGUCAAAACAUAUCGUGCGAAGCGUUGCUCUUGGGGAGGAGUUUGCCGUCAGUGGGAGCUAUGAUUUAACCAUUAAGGUGUGGGAUAGGAAGACAGGGGCGCUGGUGGCUGACAUGAGGAAGGAUAUUUUGUAUUGUUUCGUGCAGGGAGAUCAGAGGAUCUGUAUUUGGGAUUUCUCACAUGGAAUUGAUACAUCUUUCAUCAAACUGUAG
Molecule: messenger RNA, 630 nt
Organism: Suillus discolor
Lineage: Eukaryota; Fungi; Basidiomycota; Agaricomycetes; Boletales; Suillaceae
Exons: 5
Coding region: 1-630 (209 amino acids)
Molecular function (GO): protein binding
Source: RefSeq, a predicted model, not a curated record